Messenger RNA from Trichoderma atroviride IMI 206040, 1707 nucleotides. RefSeq lists its product as uncharacterized. Gene Ontology annotation, molecular function: amino acid transmembrane transporter activity. Gene Ontology annotation, cellular component: membrane. The record is from RefSeq and is a predicted model, not a curated record. Gene Ontology annotation, biological process: amino acid transmembrane transport. NCBI's taxonomy places the organism in Eukaryota, Fungi, Ascomycota, Sordariomycetes, Hypocreales, Hypocreaceae.
AUGGGCCAUCGUUUUGUAGAUAGCUUCCGCCGUGCCCCCGGAGGACUCCCAAUGACUGGCAACCACGGCUAUCAAAUCAACGACGAUCUUCCAGAAAUAGCCCAAGCGGGUAACCGCUUCUAUGAUCUCCGCGCUGCCAACGUCCGAACGGCAAAUUCCGCACUUGCACGCGAUCUCAAGGGUCGUCAUCUGCAGAUGAUUGCUUUUGGCGGUUCUAUCGGCACCGGUUUAUUUGUGGCAUCGGGCCUGGCAUUGUACCAAGGUGGACCAGCCUCGAUGCUGCUGGCCUACCUCGUGACAGGUGCUAUUCAGUUCUGUACUAUGCAGAGCUUGGGCGAACUGGUGGCCACAUUUCCCGUUGCUGGCUCGUUUUCUGCAUUUUCAAGCCGAUUUCUAGAUCCGUCGUGGGGCUUUGCUAUGGGCUGGAAUUAUGCACUGCAAUGGCUCUUUGUCCUGCCGAUUGAGAUUAUAUCUGGAGCAUUGACGAUUCAAUUUUGGAACUCGUCUAUAAACCCAGCAAUAUUUGUUACUAUUUUCCUCAUUACAAUUGUUGCCAUAAACAUGUUUGGCAUCAAAGGCUAUGGCGAAGCAGAAUUCAUUUUCUCUACAGUCAAGGUAACAGCGAUUGUCGGCUUCAUACUACUUGGUAUUGUCAUCAAUAUCGGAGGACCGCCUACGAGCGGAUACAUUGGCGGACAAUACUGGACCAACCCUGGCGCAACAAAUAACGGGUUUAAAGGGUUUUGCAGCGUCUUAGUCACGUCUUCAUUCUCCUUUAUUGGUACCGAAUUGGUCGGCCUUGCCGCCGCUGAAACUGCCAAUCCGAAGAAAUCCCUUCCAAGCGCCAUCAAGCAAGUCUUUUGGAGAAUCGCCAUCUUUUACAUCGUAUCGCUCCUCCUGGUUAGUCUUUUGGUCCCCUACAACGACCCACGUCUCGUUGGAAGCGAAAACUCCGUUGGUGUCACUGCUAGUCCCUUUGUCGUUGCCGUUGAGAGCGCCGGUUCAACAAUUCUGCCGAGCGUUAUGAAUGCGGUGAUUAUGAUUGCGGUGCUGAGCGUGGGAAACUCUGCCAUUUUUGGAUCCUCGCGGACACUGGCCGCCUUGGCCGAACAGUCACACGCACCUGCGAUAUUCUCCUAUGUGGACCGCAAAGGACGGCCGUUGACGGCAAUCGUUUUCGCCUCGAUUCUCGGACUUUUAGCAUACCUGGUCAAUGUCAAGGUCCAUUCAGAGAUUUUCGACUGGCUCAUGGCUGUUUGCGCGCUGUCGAGUUUGUUUACUUGGGGCAGCAUUUGCCUCUGUCAUAUUCGCUUCCGGCGGGCCUGGGCAGCGUCAGGACAUUCGCUGAAUCAGCUACCGUUUCUGUCGCAGGCUGGCGUCAUUGGCUCUUUUCUUGGAGUAGCUGGAAACAUAUUGGUAUUGGCUUCGCAAUUCUGGAUGGCCGUAUCUCCAGUGCGGGGGGAUCCGAAUGCCGACGGGCCUAACAUUACUGCGAAAAACUUCUUUCUGAAGGUGAUGACCGUUCCAAUCGUUGUUAUAUUCUACGUUGGACACAAGUUGUGGUUCAGAACCAAAAUCGUUCCGAUCGCUUCCAUCGACAUCCACACCGGGCGAAGCUUCUCAAGAAUCCAGCCGAUUUCGGACGAGGAAGAGGAGUUGCGCAAAGCGUGGCCACUAUGGAAAAGAAUGUAUCGGACGCUGUGUUAA